Messenger RNA from Labrus mixtus (cuckoo wrasse), 7290 nucleotides. RefSeq names its product zinc finger CCCH-type containing 7Bb (gene zc3h7bb). Gene Ontology annotation, molecular function: protein binding; metal ion binding; miRNA binding. The record is from RefSeq and is a predicted model, not a curated record. Gene Ontology annotation, biological process: miRNA processing. Lineage: Eukaryota; Metazoa; Chordata; Actinopteri; Labriformes; Labridae. The transcript has 21 exons. The coding region runs from base 222 to 2918 and encodes 898 amino acids.
UGUAGCUAAGCUAACCUUAGCCCGUCAGUAUCCAGCUGCAGCACGUAGCGCAGAGAAACUCGUGUUCCGUCUACAUACCAAUGACAGGGACACUAAAAAUACAAAUAUGCGCCUGGAUCUUUACUGAUACUUGGCUGGCUACAUUUCCCUACCUUUAUUGCCACUGUCUGUGAAGUGAUAUCUGAUCUGAAAAUCUCUGAAGUUAACUCUCGUCUUAGGCAAUGGAUCCAGAACGACUGAAACGAAGAGAGGAAAUUCAGAAAGCAAUGAGCUUUAUCCAAUCAUCGUUGCCUUUUCCAGAGCCGGAGAGUUAUGAGGCGUUUCUGACCCAGUUGGUGUGUCACUUGCUGGACGAGGGAAAUUGUUUUUUUCGAGAUGGGGACUGUCGUCAAGCUACCCAGCAGUAUGGAGAGGGGAUAAGUGUAGCCCGCUACGCUCAGGCCGAGGCUCUCGUCAUCCCCCAUGAGCUGCUGGAGUGCCUCUAUGUCAACAGAGCUGCUGCCUUCUACCAGACGAGGGAGUACGAGCGAGGCAUUCAGGACUGUGACAGUGCACUGUGUGUGUCAGAAGGCAGUCGCAGAGCGUUGUACCGCAAAGCCAUUUGUCUGAGGGAGCUGGGACGAUUCCGAGAGGCCUACGAGUUUGGAACCAAAUGUCUUCUCACAGCACCUCACGACAGGCAGGUGAGUGACCUUGCCCAGGAUCUGGCCAGUAAACUUGGCCUUAAGGGUCGCAAAGCUUACGUCAGCCCUCAGACAGAAUCCACAGCUACAGAAGGGGAGAGUCACGGGGAUAGCUCCCCACCCACAGGAGAGAUGUCAUCCAAUGGACUGGAGUCUCUGAGCGACAUUGGACCAGCUGACCUGUUAGGUGCACAGUGUAUCCCCGCUCCUUUGGCCACACCCAUCCCGGUUAGCGACGAGCCUUCUAGCCCAGUAGUGACCCCCUGCACUGACCUAUCUGAGAGCCCCAGCAGCCAGGCCCUGCCUCCCAUGCCGUACUCCGUCCCUGUAUCGGAACACAUGGAUGAAUGCAGCAGCAGCCUUAAAGAUGAACUGGACAGUCUGCUGGAGUGCAUCCCCAAGAAAGUCAGUGAAAGUCCAGUCCAGGGUGCCAUCCCAACCAACCUCCCCAACACAGCUGUGGGUCUCCGGCCUCCGUACUCCCCGAGCCUUCCAGCCCCAUCAUCCCAGCUUCCUUCAGCCUUCUUCAGCUCCUCUAUCAGUGAAAUGCCCCCCCUGGAACCUUACCUGCCAUUAGCCCAGCGGGACCAGGGCUCCACCCAGGCGCAGGACGCACUGGGAGGCUUCCCCACUGGGGCUGCAGAUGGAGAAGGGAAGACUGGAGUCACUGUUGGUGGGCUGGACUCGUUGUCCGAGUACACUCUCCCCGGGGGAAGCGUGUGUCAAAGCUUUAUCCCUGGAAUGCGCAACCACAGUGCUACACACGCAAAUGGCCCCGGAGGAACCAACCUGUCUCUGCUCUCCAGGAACCCUCUGGCAGCCACACAUGAAUUUCGGCAGGCCUGUCAUGCCUGCUACAGCAGAAUAGGUCCACGAGUGAUGGACUACAAGUAUCAGCCAGAGGCAGCACACCGCUGCAAGAGGGACGUGCUGCUGUGCCGAAUUAAAAACAUGGACGACCCCACUUGGAAGCGGAUCCGGCCACGACCGGCAAGAAACAACUUCCUGGGGGCAUUUGUACUCUGUAAAGAGGUGCAGGAGCGGCAGGAAUGCCAGUACGGGGAGAACUGUACGUUUGCUUACUGCCAGGAAGAGAUUGAUGUGUGGACUCAAGAGAGGAAGGGCGCGCUGAGCAGAGAGCUGCUGUUUGAUCCGCUGGGCAGCACAGAGAGGCGGGCACUCAGCGUCACCAGACUGCUGCAACUCCACAUGGGCAUGUUCAUGUUCCUCUGUGAGGAAUGUUUUGACAGUAAGCCCCGCAUCAUCAGCAAACGCAGUAAAGAAAACUUAGCAGUUUGCUCAAACCUCACAGCUCGACACUCGUUCGAUGACAACAAGUGCCUGGUGCACGUGGUGAGGUCAGCCAAUGUGCGCUACAGUAAGGUGCGUCCCCUGCACCCUCUCUGUCAGUUCGACGUGUGUCGCCACGAGGUCCGCUACGGCUGCCAGCGAGAGGACAGCUGCUCCUUUGCCCACUCAGUCAUAGAGCUCAAAUGCUGGGUCCUGCAGCAGGAUACUGGUAUCACUCAUGAAGAGAUGGUGCAGGAGUCAAAGAGACACUGGCACAGGUUGGAGCAGAAUGCACAAAAACAGCAGAAGCCAAUCCACAUCCCCCAUCCGAGCAGCAGCUUACCUGCAGGAGGGGUUGGGGGGAUGGGGGGCGACAGCCUUGGUGGAGGCGGUGUGAGCCCGAUGGGUGGCAUGGGCGUGGGAGGGUUAGGAGCGGUGGCGGGACGAGGUCGACCCCUCAACCUGAAAAUGAAGUUUGUGUGUGGCCAGUGUUGGAGAGAAGGACAGGUGAAUGAGCCCGACAAGAACCUCAAGUACUGCACAGCCAAAGCACGGCACAGCUGGACGAAAGAACGCCGUGUCCUUCUGGUGAAAUCCUUUGAGAAGAAGAAGUGGGUAGUUGUUAGGCCUCUGCCCUUCUCCCGCACAUAUCCACAGCAAUAUGACAUGUGUGUGCAUGUGAUGAAGCAGAAGAAGUGCCACUAUAUCGGAAACUGCUCGUUCGCCCACAGUCUGGAGGAGAGGGACGUCUGGACGUACAUGAAGAACAACAGCUUGAGAGAUAUGCAACAGAUGUACGAACUGUGGCUUCAGCUCACCAAUCAGAGCAGACGCACAGACAGCUCGGCAGUAACCCCGCCCCCAGAGGACAAGCAGGUCACCAUAACGGCAGAUUACACAGAAGGCAUUGGAGUCCGCGGUUUGUCAGAGGGGGAUGAUCUCUGAAGUAGAACAGAGACAGCCGAUCAGCGCUGAGCUGCAGACCUUUGAUACCAGCUACAACUCAACAUUCUGUCAUCUUACCCGUCUGACCUCCUCGAGCAUCCAGACAGUAGUGUGAGAACAAAUCGGCACACUUAUAUCAACACACACUCACACUCACAAACACAUCCUCACAGCACAUAAAGAGAAAGCUGCAGUUACACACAGCACUAUUAGGUUCCUGUUUAGUUUAUACCACAGAAGUUCCACAGACAACUCGUUUACCCUGACUAGAAAAUAAUCAACCGGUGUUCCUUAGUGCUCUUCGACUUAGUGUCUUUUCUUUUUCUCAACUUCUCGCAGCACUGACUCAAUUCUUUUGGUGGGCGCGCUGGUCGCAGCUCGUACAUUUUGCUUGGUGAUAGUUCAAAAAUAUAUUUGAAGCUCAGCACUAAUAUGUUUAAAGUUUAAUAAAAAAAAAAAUUACUUUGUGGUGCCAAAAUUGCCGAGCGCUCAGUGCUGUCGAUGGCUAACGAGACUGAAGAAUCUAUGAAGGGAUGUAAAAAAAAUAUAUCUAUAGUGUUCUGGGUGGAAACUUGUCUUUGAGCAACCAAAUCCUACUCUCCUUCCUUUAUGGGAACACAGUGAGAGGGUCAGAAUAACUUCGUAGGGAUUCAUUAUUCUGAGUGGUUUCUUUUUUUUUUUUUUAUGGGGAGUCGUUACUUCCCUGUUGUAUUGUCUGCCAUAUUGGUAGAGUGCUUUGAAUGUAACGCCUGCAUGGGCCUUUAAAACUAGGAAAUUAGUCAUUGAAAACAUUGCUGUGGUUGUGGAAUGUAUACGUGGUAAAGAACAUUUACAUGCCCCAAAAACAAGCUGGUGUAACAACAGUUCCUCUCUUUAUUGAUAUAAAACAACCCCGGUUAAAAAUCAUACCAACAGCUCCUUGAUGGCAUGAGAACACACACAAACACACACACGCACACAUUCUCACAUAUUAUCCUCGGAGUUGCUUUCAGCCGACACCCAAGUGAAUCAAAGUAUACCUGAAUUUCAACCUCCUUUAGGUUGACACAAAGGGGGAGAUGAAAAUAUCUCAAUAAAUUACCUGUUACUAAGGUGCAUGUGGCUAAUGGCUCGAAGCAGUUGUUGCCAAAGCAACCAAGGUGCUAUUUACCAUCGUUACACUGCACUGGUAAGAAGCGCUGAGACGUGCAGGCGUUGUAGAAGGGUUACAGAGGAGCGAGUGCAGGAGACAUGCGCACAGUGCUGCUCUCAGCAGUAGAUCAGUUCAGACCACAGAUGCCCAUAAAUAAAUCAUGACCUCAGUUUGACUGAAGCCCAGUGAAAACACAGAGCAUGAAGAAUUCUAUCUUGUAGUAAUUUAAAGAAAAAAACAUGUCAAUAUGAACGAGUAUUUAGAGCGUGAGAAGCAGGGAUAAGGUGUCUAGUUAAAAAUGACCGUUAUAAAGAUUGUAUUUCUCUCUAGUUUAUGGUGAUGAUAGUAAAGAUUAUUUGAAAGUUAGGGGUGAGGUGCCACCUCUUCAGUUGAACUUGGGUCAUUAUUUCACUAAAAAAAAACAAUCACGCCCCCGCAGCCUUUCCGAUGGAAACCUGUGUUCUCCAUAUGCAUGGUGUUGUAUUCCUGUUAGCUGACGGUAGCCCCUAACAUUAGUCUGCAUUAUGGGAAACCUGCUAGUCCCAUACAGGAAAACAAUACAUACCCCAUAUUGUGCCUAUAAACAACAUGUGACACACACACACACACACACACACACACACACACACACGCUGGCAGGACACCUGUCGCUAUCUUAAUCAAGCCUUUACUGUUGAAGGAGACACAACGGAGGUGUGUCUUUAUUCAGAUACAUAAACAUGCAUAUUAUACAUAUUUACAAACUAUGGUAUAAAACUAAUAAUAAUUGAUAACUUAGCGGUUAAGCUUAAUAAAUAUAUAACCUGAAAAGCUGUAUUGAUUACAUAGAAGAACUUCUUGUUAUUGAGGUAUUGCUAUAUGACAUGUAUCGCUGAACUAGAUGACUAUAGUGACUUUUUUUUUUGAAGGGUUAUCCCUUAAAAUUUUGUAACUUUUCCUUCUUUGCGGGUUGUUUCAGACGGGGUUUGUGAGAAAUGGUUCGCAGCAGAGAUUGAUUUGAGUUUCAGGCUGAAUAUGUGGAAAAAGAUCAGUGUUAAACUGAGCGACUGAACUGGAAGCACAGAAUACGGAAAAUAUUCCUGUUCUCCAAUAUUACGAUCAAAAUGAAGAGAAGCUGUACUUUCUAUUUGAAGUCAACUAAACUCAACCAAUGGUUUCAAUUCUCAAAUACUGACAUUUUAUAAAUAUCGACAGGCAAUCAGCGCCAAAGAAAACAACGGUAAAUCGGUGCAAAAUUCAAUGCAGAAGAGACAAUUGACCUGUGGGCACUUCCCUGAUCUACAGCACAGUCUUGAGUGUCUGGGAUGUUUGAAAUGUUAAUGUCUCGAGCUCUACAUUCAGUUCAGUAGAUGAAUAGUAAAACGGUUUUGAUAUAAAAGGAUGUAGCGUCUUCUAAUGACAUAAUCCCUUAGGAAUAUUUAGGUUUAAAAGCAAAGCACUGGUCAAGCCAAAUGUGGCUCUCUGGUCAGUUUUGCGGGUCACUCUGCGACUGUUUAGUGGGAUUGUUGAUUUUGAAACCCCCCCUCCUUGUCUGAGACAGCCCGGGUAUUAGCUUCUCUGAGGGAUCGUAUUACUACUCCUAGUAUUAUGAUGAAUAUGAUGACGAUAAUGAUUGCUAUCUAUUGACUAUUUCUAUUUCUUCUCUAUAUGCUAUUGAUAUAUGUACGUUAUUUGCAAUGUAUAACUCUCCUUAUAUAUGUAUCCAUGUAUGAAUAUAAUAAUGAACAGUAAUAUGCGUCUGUGUAUGCAGCAGUGCACAGCUCGCAUUGAGAGGCAGCGAGCGGGGAAACGUCCGGCUUCUGAUGAGUUCUGUAAAGGCACUUUGAGUCAUCAACGGCGGACGGCUGUAGGUCGUUGUUACUACAAGACGACAGUAGACCUGCUAGAUAUGAAUGUUGUCUGAGCUCUGCUUGUAGGUAUAAGGAUUGUUUAUGCACUGGACAAAGGUAAACACUUUAAUUGAUGGCUUAAGAGAACAGUUUCACCCUUUGGCAGUGUCGUAGUUUUGAACCAACAAACAGAGCUCUGUGCUCGCUGCCUGUGCUGCAUCGAUGUUUAUAUUGAUUCAAAGACAAAUCUCUGGAAUCAAAAGCAUACACAGGAGCCUAUAUACUCCCGUAUAGCGCCUUAUUCGAUAUACUACACCUAUAAGAUGAUACAUACCCCUAUUGUAUAAUCCUGCUUACUAUAUAUACACUAUAUGAUACCUGAUACCUAUUAUAAUACUUAGACACCCUUUAUAAGGUAAUUUAGAUAAGAGAUGGUGGAGCUGGGUUUUUUUUUUCUGUGGCUGUGGUCAGUAAUGUGUUCCCAUCUUGUAGCUCAGGUUGUUGUGAGGAGAACGCUGCACACUCAAAUGCUCUUUUUCAUUUAGUUAAUGUCAGUUAAAGGAUAUUUGCAACGUGUUUAGGAUGAGAAAUGAACAUCAGCAAUGACAAGGCUUGAUAAAUCUUGACUUUGGCUUUACCAGACGGUUGCCGGGCAACAUCGAAAAAGUAAAAUAACAUAAGUAUACACUGAUUAGUGAACAUUUUUUUGAUAGUUGUGUUGCAGAAAAGAAGAAAAAGCAUUUGAGGGGAGGCUUCCUCCUCAUGUUGGAGAGAGUCCAGCAUGUAUGAUGUAACUGACACACAGAGAGAAAAAAAACUGAAUACUUGUGCUGUGUGUUUGAGUGCAGGAGAAUCAUGACAAACUGUGGCUGGGGGGAGGCUGUGCACCUAACAAAUCACAUACUUUAAUUUCUUCAACUCAGACUUUGUCUUGAAAACAUUAAGAGUGUGUGUUUUGGUGUUAUUCUUCACUUCACUGUGUUAACGCAGCAAAUACAGCUGAUUGUAAUCAUUUUAAUAAGCUGAGGAAUCACGUCCAAAAUACCAGAAGCUUGCAAGAUGAAGACUAUUCCAGUUCUGUAAAACAAUAAAAACAAUUCCAUUUGCCCAUCCAAAACAAAUGUCCUGAGGUGUGGAAAUGUAAUUGUUGGGUUGGGAUUUACUUUAAAGCCUCUUAAAGCUUAUCUUUUUCCACUCACUGAUUAAAAAAACAGCUUUUGUGCAGGCUAGAGCAUCUGUUUUGGUUACUGCUUCCUGCUGCAGGUUAAUAAAUGUAGCCGUUCUCGACUGGGAAAAGUUUCUGAUCAAAAAACUUUUUCUGUUUUUGUUUUUGAAAAUUUGACACACCCUGCCUUCUGCUUCCCUUAUAACCAGUUUAUGUCGCAUGAUUCUCUCUAUCAGCACAUCUAUA